CAGCACACUCGCUCCCUCCCACGACACAUCUCAGCAUGGCCAAGAAGCGAUCAGGCGGCUCCGCCGAUGCGCCGCGCGCCCGCCACGCGGCCGAGCAGACGGACCCGCGCUUCGCCCGCCUGCACACGGACCCGCGCUUCCUGCGGCCCAAGGCGCACGAGGCCAAGGCCGUGCUCGACGAGCGCUUCGCCUCGCUGCUCGACGACAGCGCGCCAAGGAAGGCAGCCGCGCGGCCCCGGCAGCGCCAGGUCGACCAGUAUGGCCGGCCGCGCGUCGAGGCGCAGGACGCGUCGGAGAUGCGCCGCCUCUACCGCCUGGCGGGCGAGGGCGAGGGCGAGCAGUCGCAGGACUCUGACGACUCGGCCAGCAGCAGCGAAAGCGAAGCACCGCAGGGUGCCAUCGACUAUGCUCGCGGCGAAGGGCUGCUCGAGAGCAGCGGCGGCGAGAGCUCUGAUGAGGAGGGCGAUCACGAGGACGCCCGCUCGGAAGCAUCCGACGACGCCUCCUCGGCGGACGACUACGAUGGCGUGCUGCUGGGCCGGGCGGACGUCAGGAGGCGCGAGAAGAAGCGCCAGGCGCGCGAGGGAACGCCAAGCAGCGGAUCUGAGGACGGCUCCGUUGCUGCUGCCGAGGCAGCGGCCUCUGAAGAUCUUGACGAGGCCGCUUUGGCGGAGCUCGAUGCGCAAGCAGCGGCCAAUCUUCGGGCUGCAAGCACGGCUGGCCCGAGCUCUAGCAAGGGUGCCUCUGCAGUGCCGCGAGCAGACGCACAAGUCCUCCGCGGAGACGCGACUGCUCGUCUGGCGAUGGUCAAUCUCGACUGGGACCACGUGCGCGCUGUCGACCUGCUCGUCAUGCUGUCCUCUCUCGUCUCACCGUCAGCAACACGCCUGCCCGGCCAUGCCGCGGCGGAGCGGCACUCAGCCUCGUCUGCGGUCAAGGGCCAUGUGCACAGCGUGCGCAUCUAUCCUUCGGAGUUCGGACGCGAGCGCAUGGAGCGCGAGAAUCGCGAGGGGCCUCCGCGCGAGAUCUUCAAGCGCGACGAUGCUGCUCAGGGCUCGUCGAAGAAGCGCAGCAAGUCGCGCAGCAAGAAACGCAGUGGCGCCGAAGACGAGGAGGAGGCGGAAGAUGUCUUUGAGGUGGAUGAGGGAGGCGAAUUCGACGAGGAGAUGCUGCGCAGAUACCAGCUGGAGCGUUUGCGGUAUUACUAUGCCAUCGCGACGUUCGACAGCGCCGCAACCGCCCAGCACGUCUAUGACGAGCUGGACGGCACGGAGAUGGAGCGGACUGCCAACGUCUUUGAUCUGCGCUUCGUGCCGGACGAGAUGGACUUUCCAGCCACGCAGGGUGGCGAGGAGGGCUGGCGCGACGAAGCACGCGAGGGCGAGGAGGUCGGCACGUACCGUGGCGUCGACUUCCGCACUGACGCGCUGCGGCACUCCAAGGUCAAGCUCACGUGGGAUGCCGACGACUCCGCCCGCCAAAAGGUCACGCGGGCUGUGAACCGCGAUCUCUCGAAGUCGCAGCUGCGUGACGACGACUUCCGGGCCUACCUCGCCUCUGCGAGCGAGGACGAGGCCGAACAGCCGGAUGACGAGCAGGAGGCUGCACGCUUUCGCGCGCUGAUGGGUCUCGACGGCACCGACGGGCCCGCAGCCGGCAAGCGCAAGGGGCGCAGCGCUGCGUUCGAGGAUGCGCGAGAGGCUCCCGAGGAGGGCGACAUGCAGAUCACCUUUCUGCCCGGCCUGUCGGAGGCUGCAGCUCGCAAGGCCUCAGGCAAGGCCCAGAGCACCGGCGACGAGACGACAAUCGAGAAGUACCGCCGCAAGCAGAAGGAGAAGAAGCUCAAGCGCGCCAAAGAUGCCCCGGCAGAGGCCGAAGAGGCAAGCGAGGGCGUGCAAGAAGGGCCUUCUGCCGGGCCGUCUGCGGCGGGCUUCGACGACCCCUUCUUCGCGGGCGGCGACGACGACGAAGACUUUGCUGCCGCGCUCGAUGCUGAGCUGGGCGAGCGGCCCGCCAAGAAGGAGAAACAGAAGAAAAGGAAGGAAAAGAAGGAGCAAGCGCAGACGCCCGAGGAGCAGGCAGAAGCAGCCCGUGCCCAGGCUGAGCUGGAGCUCAUGGUCGACUCCGACAGCGACGGAGGCCGUGGACACUUCGACAUGAAGGAGAUCCUGCGAGCCGAGCGGGGCGCAGACAAGAAGCGCGGCGCCCGCGGCAAGAAGGUCCGCAAGGAGCGCGAUGCGCCCACGCAGGUCCAGGACGGCUUCAGCCUCGACGUGGCCGACUCGCGCUUCGCCCCCGUCUUCGAGGACCAUCGCUUUGCGCUCGACCCAAGCCAUCCGAGCUUCAUCAAGACGAAGAACAUGGACAAGCUGCUCGCGGAGCGGCGCCGCCGCCAAGAUGCGAGCGCAGCUCCUGUUGAGCCGAGCAGUGCCACUAGCGCAGAUGCUGGGCCGUCUGGCAGGUCUGAGCUCGCUGCGCUGGUCAAGUCUGUGAAGAAGCGCGGGCCUUCGGGUCGCGGAGGGCGCGGCGACUCUGCCAAGCGCCAGAAGCCUGCAGCCUGAGCUCGUGCACGCCGCAAAGGACCCUCGGGCGGACAGCCCACUCCUGCUCUCUCUAGGUAUGUAUUGCCGUCGCCUCACCUCCGCUGCUCGCGGAACACGUCCGUCUUGCUCUUGCGGUACUCGCGCUGCGCAAGUGUCGUGUCCUCCCCCUGUGUCUGCCCCCAGCCCUUCAGUGGAAUGACGAGCACUGUCCCGUUGU
Messenger RNA from Tilletiopsis washingtonensis, 2760 nucleotides. RefSeq lists its product as hypothetical. Bases 36 to 2561 code for a protein of 841 amino acids. The record is from RefSeq and is a predicted model, not a curated record. Gene Ontology annotation, cellular component: nucleus. The transcript is spliced from 3 exons. Gene Ontology annotation, biological process: rRNA processing. Gene Ontology annotation, molecular function: RNA binding. NCBI's taxonomy places the organism in Eukaryota, Fungi, Basidiomycota, Exobasidiomycetes, Entylomatales.